UAGUCAUGCCUCCGGACACCGAGGGAAGCACGUUCGAAGACUUUCUUGAUGAUUUUGAUAACAAAUACCCAACUUUCAUUCCUGGCCUGGAUGCAAGGACCCUUGCUAACAUUGGCGAAAAGCUAAAUAAAGAUGAAGCUAAAAUAUUUGGCAGGAACUUAGGAUUAUCCAGAAAGGAAAUAGAACUUCUUUUGAAAACAUCCAAUCCUGCCACUCAAAUGUUAUUAAAAUACAGAGGUAAAUUGACAAACCAUGGUCAAAAGAAUGUCAUCAUAAACUCAUUGAAGACGAUUGGACGACCACAUCUGGUAUCGCUAAUGGAGUAAAAUAUGUUAUAUAUGUUUGUAUUCGAAGGUAAAAGCUU
Messenger RNA from Saccostrea cuccullata (small rock oyster), 364 nucleotides. RefSeq lists its product as uncharacterized. Gene Ontology annotation, molecular function: protein binding. The record is from RefSeq and is a predicted model, not a curated record. Bases 6 to 326 code for a protein of 106 amino acids. Gene Ontology annotation, biological process: signal transduction. The transcript is spliced from 2 exons. Lineage: Eukaryota; Metazoa; Mollusca; Bivalvia; Ostreida; Ostreidae.